This is a messenger RNA of Oryza sativa Japonica Group (Japanese rice), 1455 nucleotides long. RefSeq lists its product as uncharacterized. The record is from RefSeq and is a predicted model, not a curated record. NCBI's taxonomy places the organism in Eukaryota, Viridiplantae, Streptophyta, Magnoliopsida, Poales, Poaceae.
ACUCUAGGGCCAUGUUUGGCAAAUGGGACAGAGAAAUGAUUUCCCACUCACCAUAAGACAUCUUUAAAUCCUAACCAUUCAUUCUCCCCCUUCCAUUUAAUCCUAAUCAUUCAUUCAUUUCCCAAUCCCAAUCCCACCCCUUAUUUCCUAUUAUCCAAACACACCCUAGGCCCUAGCUGCUGAUGCUGGACAUGGAAGUGAAGGGGUCAGAGGAGGAUCUGGACCCCCUCUCCGGCGACCUCCCUCCCCAAGCGGCAGUGUCCGGAUCGCGAGCCAUCGGCGGAGGGCCCCAUCGUCUCUCUGCCCCCCGCUCGCACGGAUCUACCGCCGGCGACGACGGGAGGGGCGGAGCCUCCAAGCUGCCGUUGCUGCUCGCGUGGAUCCGCCGUCGACGGGGAUGGGAGUGGCGGAUCCGACGAAUUCUUCCCCUCCCGCAUGGAUCCUGUCGUCUCUUCGGCCCCCUCUCGUGCGGAUCAACUGUCGACGGCGAUGGGAGGGGCGGAUCCGGCGACCUCUUCCCCUCCCGCACAUAUCCCCGUCUUCUCUCCACCCGUCUCUCGCGCGGAUCCGUAGGCGGCGGCGACGGGAGGGGUGGUUCCGGCGACCUCUUCCCCUCUCGCACGGAUCCCAUCGUCUCUUCGCGCCGGCGACGACAGGAGGGGCGGAAGCGGCAGCCUCCCCACUGCUGUCAGUUCCGGCCACUGCCGCACAGGAAAAUUGGAUAUGGAACUGCAAGUGAGGCUUUGGCCUGCAAGCUGCAGUUUAUUUUUGUCCGCAGAGAUUAUUUUAAUGAAGAGCCAUUCUUGCGGAUUUUACUUGAGCACUACCAGAGCAGUAUUGAAAUGACCAGAAGGGAGUUCCUUAAUGGGUACUGGAAACUUUAUCUACUCCGUGCUCUCACACUUGAACCAUGCUAUGAUGGUCCAACAAAUGGUGGUGAGGAAAAAGAAUUAGAUACAUAUUGGUAGAUGCGUCGACACAACUGCAUUGCCCUUCACAGGGAAGAGCCUGGGAUCCACAUUGAUUGGAGGUGGCUAAAUGCCCUAGAGGAAGAGCCUUACGAUCUAUAUUUUCUUUUGUGCUUCUAUUAUUUCUAUUGCCUGUGAUUGUAUUUGUGUAUUUUGGCCUGCGACAGAAAUAUGUAAAAACACGUUAGUGGGCGUGCUAGCUAAAAAUAGCGGAAAGAAAAGUGGGAUAGAAUCUAACUCGGAUAGAGUCGAGAUAGAAUCUGACUUCUGCCGUGGGCUGGCUAAACUGGAGUAGGAAACGGUGUGAGCGGCGAACCAACCUGACUCCUGCGAUUUUUUUUUUGUAUGUGAUCUUUUUUUUUUGGCGUGAACCUGGACUCAUGCCUUUUUUUUCUUUGUGUAUAUGUGAUAUUUAUUUUUGGGUGAAGGCUUGUAGAUUGAAACUACCUAGAAUUCUGGAAGCAGUCUGGGCUUGUGGGCUUGUGGA